This is a messenger RNA of Ornithodoros turicata, 1626 nucleotides long. RefSeq names its product TGF-beta-activated kinase 1 and MAP3K7-binding protein 1-like. The record is from RefSeq and is a predicted model, not a curated record. Gene Ontology annotation, molecular function: protein serine/threonine phosphatase activity. The transcript has 8 exons. Lineage: Eukaryota; Metazoa; Arthropoda; Arachnida; Ixodida; Argasidae. The coding region runs from base 172 to 1542 and encodes 456 amino acids. Gene Ontology annotation, biological process: protein dephosphorylation.
AGUGUGUCAAUUAGAGCACGGACAGUGUUUUUAUUGAUGGAGGACGGUAUUGAUGUUUCGAACGUCACUGGGAUUUCCUCUGAUGCUCUGAUUGUUCAUCUACCGAUCUCAAACUCUGUACCUCUCACUGAAGCGGGCGCCGAGCUUUUGCAGGAACGUUGCUCCUAGAAGAUGCCGACGAGGGCUGAAUCACGAUCUUCCCGACAAACAUCCUGUCAGGAGACCGUUCUGAGUUGGACGGACGACUUACCAGUGUGCCCAUCCACUGGUGUGGGAACAGCUGUGAAUCAAGUAUACAGAGAAGAUGGUUAUAGAAAAGAAGAACAUCCCUUUGAGGACAGAACAUUUAGGUUCAGGCACGAUGGUAGCACGAGCCUCUAUGGUGUUCUCGACGGAGAUGGCGGAACACGGGCGGCCGACUUCACGCUGCAGCGCUUCCCUGCAGAGUUGCUACUUGGUCAGCUAGAUGGAAAGACUGAUGACCAGGUCAUAAAGGAUAUUCUUCAGCAGGCCUUCUUGUUUGUAGAGAAGGGGUUCUACGAGGAAAUUGACAUGCUGCUUCUUAACAAGGCUACCAUGCAGCUGCAGCUACAGUCUGUGUCGGCCUACGACGUCUUGACAAAAUAUCCCAACCUGGCGAGCAAGCUGGAACAGGUGAAUGCCGAAGUCGCAACUGGCACCUGUGCCAUUGUGGCACUGCUUCGCUGCAACCGUCUCUACGUGGCCAAUGUUGGCACUUGCCGUGCUUUGCUGGUGAAGAGUAAGGAAGGUGGACGUGGCCUCGAAGUGGUUCAGCUCAGUGUCGACCAUUCGCUGGCCAAUGCGGACGAGCUGCUUCGACUCAUCUCUUUGGGACUUUCACCGUCUAAGCUGAGGGGUGGAGCCGAAAAUGCCAAGCCCCUACGCUACACACGUUGCCUAGGAAACUGCUCCCUCAAGGGUGACUACAAAGAGAAUGCUCUGCUUAGGAGUGCAGAAGAAGAGCCAGUUAUUGCUGAUCCGGAGAUCUGUGGAGGAGUUGAGAUUGACGGAUCCUGUCUUUUCCUUAUGCUAAUGUCGACGGGACUAUAUCAGUCCUUAGAGGAAGCAGGAUUCCAAGAUGGGACAAAUGAAGAGUUGGCUCAGAUGACGGUGCAAGAAUUUCGACAGCAGACGACGCUGGACGAUGUCGCUCAGGGCGUGGUCGAUCGUGUCGUCCGACUGCAUCGUGAUAGAUAUAUGAGUGGCACUGAUGCUGCAAAUGCUUGUCAAAAGCGACAGGACAUCUCCCUGCUGAUCCGCAACUUCAACCAACCACUCGGAAGUCCAGCUCCAAGCAGAACGCCCAACACCCCAGAAUCUCCAUCGGAAACGUUGUCUGGAACGUUUUCUUCGAGCAGGAGCUCCAGCGAGGCGCCGCGGACAUUGUUUAAGACGACUCGAAAGACCAUCCCUGUCGACGAGGACGGCCGGAUCAGGCCCUACGUCGACUUCUCGGAUUUCUACGGAGUAGCCGAGGAGGCCCAGAGGAACGGAACGUGGCCUUCAGAUUUGGAACAGUGACAGGGCGAAGCUCACACUGACACACACUGUUUUCCAUAUUUUCUGUACAUAGAUUGCUGUUAUAAAAUAAUAUUUAAUACGUUA